AGCCCUGGUCACUCUAGCCCGUUCCGUUUCUGGCCUAUUCACCACAUCCACGCACACAACUACAGCCGCAGCAUAACGCGUCGUCGUGUCGUUGGUGUCUACGUCACGUCGCUUCGAAUAUGUUUUAAUUUCCUGCAACUGCAAGGCUUCACAAUCGACACAGAAUGCUCCCUCAAUUGCAUAACAGCAGCAUUUAUGCAUGAGUGUGUGUGUGUGUGAGACCGAAACACACCACACCACGCAGCCAGGCCAACUAGAGACGGCAGUAGCAACAACAGGGGCAUCGGCUGCAUCGACCGGGAGCCACGCCACGCGGUUUUUCAAAUCACUGUAAAAUUUGCUGCAUUUAGCAGAUACCCAUAAUCCUUGGAUAUCAGUAAAAAUACAGUGAAAUUGAGAGGCUAUAGGCUAUAUCGGACAGGCCGCAUCAACCGCUAGAAUGUUUCGCUGCUGACUAUCGAUAGAUACUCGAUAGUCGCGACCAUCGCCACCAACAACAGUAUUCAUUCGAACAAUUUUACAUAACUACAACGCAGUCAUCGUCGUACGACUCGAGUGAUAGAGUGAUAUGGCCGUGUUCCUGAUCAACGUCUGUAAAUAUAGUGGCUGCGGCAUCACAUUUCCAAGCUUAAGCGAUCUAAUAUCACACAUCGAGGACACCCAUAUAGACUAUGAUCCUAAGGUGGUCGAACAGAAGGAGCAGGCCCAGCCUGCCUGCCUGCCCCUGAGCUACGUCCUGCGCUUCGUCACGGAGGACAACCGCAAGGAGGCCGCCACCUUUCUGGCCAACAACACCGCCCCACCUGCCACCAAUAGCGGCAGCAAUGCCGGCAGCCACGGCAGUGGCAAUGUGGAGCUCAAGCGAAAGCUGGCCAUCAAGCACCACAGCUACAGCAUGUCGUCGUCCAAUCGCAGCACCACGCCCACAGGCAGUGAAAUGGACGAGGAUGAAAUGGUUGUCACGGAGUCCGAGGACAGCAAUGAUUCCUGGACCACCGAGGAGUUUAGCUCCGAGUUUAUCAUGCGCUAUGGCAGCAGGCAUUCCGGUGGCGGAAGCAAUGGCACGCCUGGCAAUGAGAAACCCUUCGCCUGCCCUGUGCCCGGAUGCAAAAAACGCUACAAAAACGUCAACGGCAUCAAGUACCAUUCGAAGAAUGGCCACAAAAAGGACGGAAGAGUGCGAAAGGGCUACAAAUGCCACUGCGGGAAAAGCUACAAAACGGCGCAGGGCCUGAAAAACCAUGCCCUCCACACCCACAACGCGCAGCCCGAGAGCGUUCUGACCACCCAGCAGGUGGCCAAUGCUGCGGCUGCCGCCGCAUCUUCUUCCGUGAGUGGUGGCAGCACCAACAGCAGCUCCAAUCCCACUCCGCCCGCCAUCCAGCGCAGCAACUCUCCAUCGCAGUCGCUUGGCUCGCUGAGCCCGUCGAGCAUUAGCAACAUGUCGAGCAGCGCCAGCAGCUGUCAUGGAGGCAGCAGUCUGUCCAACAACAACAACAACAACGGCACCAGCAGUAGCAGCCAGAACACUGCCAUCGUUGGGGGUGGCAAUAUGCUGCAGCAGCUCAGCACUGGGAACGUGGUCACCCUGACCAAUCUUCCAUCUCAGCAGCAGCAGCAGCAGCAACACCAGCCGCAUCCACAGCAGCAGCAGCAGCAUCAGAACCACCACCAGAAUGGCGGCUCAGCAACAGGUAACAGCAACAACAAUUUAAUGCGCAGCACACUCGGUUUAGUAUCCAUUAAAGCCAAUAGCCACAGCAGCAACAGCAAUGGGAACAACGCAAAUCCCAAGACUGUUAGCAACCUAAUGGCUGCCAAUGCAACGGCCAGUAAGAUACUCAAACUCGCCACCAACGUGGCCAACGGUGGCUCUGUAGUGGCGCCCAAUGUCGUUGACCAAGUAGUCAAGCAAACCACCAGCAAUGGCCCGACGGUGAUCAACAGCAGCAUCAACAACGCCAACAAGAUGCCGUUGCCAAACUUGGUAAACCUUGGCAUACUCACGCCAGCCACAUCGCCCACCAAAAACACCCAGACGCUGACCUUCACCUCCACGACGAAUACCAGUGGCCACAACAACCAGCAGCAGCAGCACCAGCAGCAACAUCACCAGCAACAGCAGCAGCUGCUCACUUCGCUCACCUCGAACAUGCAGAAGCACCAGAAGACCAGCAUCCUGCUUCUGCAAGAGCCAACCACUCCCAGCCAGAUCCUGCAGCCAGUCCAGGCACAACAGCAGCAUCAGCAGCAACAGCAUCAUCUGCAACUGCAACAGCAGAUGCAGCAGCAACAGCAACAGCAUCAUGCGCUGCCCAUCAGUCCUACGAGCAGCGUCAGCGGCAACAGCAGCAAGAGCAGCUCGCCCACGCCACAACAACAAUUGCAGCAGCAACAGCAGCAGCCGCCACUGAUAAAGAAGGGAAAGAUGGAGCCCAUAUCCGGCAUAGAGCCGAUGGAGACGGAUGAGCCGCCGCUGAAUGAAGCGAUCUCGGAAAGCGUGGCUGCGGUCAUAGCCACCAUCGCAGAAGCCAGCAGCAAGGCAGCAGAAGAGGCGAAUGUGAUCUCAGCAGCAGCGGCAGCCAAUGCUGUCUCCACUGUCACAGUGGCGGCCAUUGAAGUUGUCGGCGCUGGCGCCGCCAACGACGAAACGUAGCCUAUACUAAAGCAGCUACUGAUGCAUCGCCAACUGACGCUGGAGCCGCCGCCCGAGCUGCCCCAGCCGGCCCAGCAGCAACCGCCGCCGCAUUGACAUGCCUCGUAUACGAAAAACAGAUAGACCCCGACCCCCUGAAACAUUCUCAAGCUCGUUGCAAUCGUUCGAACCGUAGUUUAUCCCUUAGUUAACUUAACCUAUGACAUGAUAUUAAGCUUAAGAGGCCGCCAAGAUCUGAGUGGGCCACAAGUCACUCACCGAAACACCAUUUUAAACAUCGUACCAUCGUAGACUGCAUAGACUUGCUUAGAAAAAACCAGAGACAGGGAUAAGUUCUGUAUUUAAAAUGUAUUUGUAAACCUUGGUUCUUCAAACCACAAGAAUCCCGAUCUAUGAAGAGCAGAAACAACAAAUCUGAUGGUUUGUGCAAUAUUUGAAAAAAGAGGGAUUUAUAAACGAUUUAUUAUGAUGAUUAUAUGUAGCAAUGACUAUCGCGCUUGUAUUAAACUAUUUACGACUGCUGAUCUCCUUUUAAUUUGUAAUUAAACGUUUAAUUUAGAAAAUAGAGCCUAGAAGCAACCCCACCCCUCCUAGGCGAAGCACGAAGGACAAAUUGUAAUAAUAUACAAACAGCGGAACGCAAUACUCUACUCGCAUUAGAAACUCAAUCAUUUUAUUGUCUUGCGGCCUAUUCCUACUCGUAUUCGACAACAAGUAUUAUUUAUGUUUUAAGCAUUAGCAAAUUGAUUUUAAUUAUACAAUAUCGAAUUUUA
This is a messenger RNA of Drosophila persimilis, 3429 nucleotides long. RefSeq names its product alpha-protein kinase 1. The record is from RefSeq and is a predicted model, not a curated record. Gene Ontology annotation, cellular component: nucleus. The coding region runs from base 569 to 2656 and encodes 695 amino acids. The transcript has 6 exons. Lineage: Eukaryota; Metazoa; Arthropoda; Insecta; Diptera; Drosophilidae.